AUGAGUGAAAAGAAUUUUGCAAAAUUAGCAAUGUUUAAUGAAAAUCCAUUAAAAAAAUAGCAUUUGAAUAAAAAAAAUAAUGAAUUAGAAGUGAUAUUAAGCUCUCCUCAAUUAAAUAAAAGACAAAUGUAAUUUUCGAAACGGAUUGAAUAACUUGAUUUUAGUAAUUAGGGUUUAAAGGAGAUAAAUUAAGAAAAAUUGAAUAAUAUAUGGAUCAUAAAAUUAGAUUUGUCUCAUAAUUGCAUUUAAUAAUAUGGAGAUGAAUUUAAGAUAUUAUAAAAUUUAAGAAUAUUAGAUAUAUCAAAUAAUUAUCUUAAAAUUUUACCUCUUGAUGUAAUUUUUCUGAUUUCAUUUUAGUUUAAUAAAUUUCAUCCUCAAUUAUAGAAUUUGGACAUUUCACAUAAUUAUCUUAGUAUUUUGCCAUAAAUGCCAGAAGGACUAAUUUAAUUAAAUAUAGAAUAUAAUCAAAUACACUUAUUCCCUUUACUACUAUAAAAUUCAAUCUAAAUUUUGCUACUUACAGGAAACCCAAUUUAUGAAUUAAAAUAUUUAUCCUAAUUAAAAGAGUUCAGUAUAGACUGGGUGAUUUAUUUGGGUUGGAAUGAUAAGAUCAACGGACACUAGCUGGAAUAAUUUUAGAAUUGGUUAGAGAAAGAGAAUCAUCGAACAUUCUAGAAUAUGAUAAAGUAUUUUCUAGGAGAAUAUUUUAAUUAUUAAAUUACUGAUGAGAAUGGAAAUACUAUUAUACAUUAAGCAUCAUUAAAAUAACAUUUAGGUGUUAUAUUAGGUUGUAGUAAUGUUGUUGAUAAAAAUUCAUUAAAUAUUCAUAAAUAAACACCAAUUUAAUUAGCAUUAUUUUCUGAUAAAUGUCAAAGUGUUAAAUUUUUAUUAUCUUUAAAUGUUAAUCUAAAUUAAGUAAAAAUAUAUUUUUAUAUUAGUAAAAUCUAGUAAUAUUAUCUCUUAUUAAAUAAUAAUUGAAUUUAAUGUAAGGGUUUUUAUAACAUGGAACUGAUCCAAAUGAAUAGGAUAAAGAUGGAAAUACAGCAUUACAUUAUUUGAUCAACAAGUGGCCAACAUUCUAAUUUCCUGAAAAAUAUGCUGCUCUUCUUCUAUCUUAUGGGUAAAGUCUUAAUAUAUAUUCAUCAGUGCAUGUCCUCUUAUACUAAAUGCAUAAGGGUUUAGUCCAUUACAUAUAGGAGUAAAACGUGGAUUCAUUUCAGCAGUUUAGUUUGCAUUAUAAUAUAAAGGAUAACUUGAUAUUUGUGAUAGAUGUUCACAUCCUUUUGAAAUUACUUAAGUUACAGGUAUAGAAAAGUUUAGCGUUUUUGAUAUUUGCAUGUAAUCUAAUCAAAUCUAAAUGUGUUUUUUACUAUUACAAUAUAGUUAAUUUUAUGUAAGUUGCAAACCUAAAUCUUAUUGUUGUUUAUGGAAACUUAUUCUCAAAAACAAUAAAGAUAUUAUGUUUGAAUAUUUUCAAAAGUCUAGAAAUCAGUUAAAUUAAUCUAUAUAAUAAAUGUAUCAACCCAAAAACUAAUAUACUUGUUGUUUCAAUUUAACAAAAUAAUUAAAUGCCUCAUUUAUGAAAAUUAAUUUACCGAAUUAGUUUAAGAUGAGUAAAUAAAGAAACUAUUAUUUUUAAAUAUAAGAAGUCCCUUUACUUAAAGAAGGAGAUAAUGAUCAUAUUGAAUAUUCAGACAGUUCUAUUGAUUCACAUGAAGAAACAAAAGGGUUAUAACCUGUUAAUUGGAGUAGAUAUGACUGCAAUAAUGAAAUGAAUGCUCCAAAAUUAUCCAUCUAAUCUAAUUGUAUUGUAACUGAAAAAGAAAGUCUUAAAGGAAAUUCAUAAAUUAGAUAGAUAGCUGAAGCCUAUUACAAGUAUUUAUAUAAUCAUUAUCAAUUAAAAGUGAAUAUAUAUUAAAUGAUAAUUUAUCAAAAAAGGAAGAAAUUUUAAUAAUUUUACUUAAAUUGAAUUUUUAGAUAAAUGUAGUCAAUUAAAUGAAAGAUCAUUCAAUUAAAGAAAUACUUAUACAAAUUGUUUAAGACUAUUCUUUUAAUUGUGAGUAUAUCUCAGACUAACAAAGUUCUAUAUAAUAAGAAUCAUUUUUUUUUAAGGAUUUAGAAAGUAUAGACCAAGGUGAUUCCACAUGUUAAAUAAUUUUAAUGCCAUAAUCUAUAAAUUAUUUGAAAUAAAGAUUUGAUUAAUGGACAUUAGAAUAUUUACUAAAGUUUACUACUAAAUUUAGUGAACCUUCUAAACUUUCUGAAAUUAACUAAUUUGAAUUAUUUUAAUUAUGA
Paramecium pentaurelia is the source of this 2295-nucleotide messenger RNA. The record is from the annotation of a GenBank genome assembly. NCBI's taxonomy places the organism in Eukaryota, Ciliophora, Oligohymenophorea, Peniculida, Parameciidae.